Aphis gossypii (cotton aphid) is the source of this 2061-nucleotide messenger RNA. Its product is annotated as facilitated trehalose transporter Tret1-2 homolog. Gene Ontology annotation, molecular function: transmembrane transporter activity. Gene Ontology annotation, biological process: transmembrane transport. Lineage: Eukaryota; Metazoa; Arthropoda; Insecta; Hemiptera; Aphididae. Gene Ontology annotation, cellular component: membrane. The transcript has 10 exons. The record is from RefSeq and is a predicted model, not a curated record. Bases 495 to 2015 code for a protein of 506 amino acids.
UACGGACCACGGCGAUAAUUAAAAAUAUCACGUCAUUAUGUUUCAUGUCUUAACAGUAAACUGUUAAUUAGACGUCAAAAGUCAGUUUCAAUGUCCAAGGCAGAACCUACAAAAUAUUUUAAUAUUAUACACAAUCACAAUGACCGAUCAUUGUUCAGUUAUCACACUAUAUCUCUCAUCUCCGACUCGUUAGUCGUUACUCCGUACUCGAUUAUAUAGUCUUAGUUAUCUUUGCGACUCCGCAUUCGACAGACGUUAUGCGUUGUUGGACGCAGGCCGCUUUACUGGAGGCCCAUUGUUUUUCGUUCCAUUAUUAUGUAUUAGUUAAUAGUUAUUAUUAAACAGGAUAUUUUUGCAGUUCGGGGUUGUCCUUCGUAAGGAUUAGAAUUUGAUUUUCAUCAGUUGGAUACGAGUUUACUAAUUGGAUUUGACGCGUGCCAAAACGUUAUUAAUUUUACUUCAUUGAAUAGUGUUAUUGAAGUUACAUUGUCAUAAUGGAAGAAGAAAAUACAAAACUAAAUGAAAAACCAAUGCAUGAACUUGAAAUGGAAGAAAUUCAAAAUAAAAAUAAAAAAACAUUUGAUUGGGCUGAGUUUUUAGCUUGUGUAUCUGUGUCAACUACUAAUUUACAUACAGGAUUUGCUUUGGGAUUUUCUGCAAUACUUAUACCACAACUUGAAAUAUACACUGAUGAUGUGGGCAAAUUAAGCAAAUCUCAAUGUUCUUGGAUUGCCAGCAGUAUUUCAGUAGGUGCUCCGCUUGGAUGUCUGUUUAUAGCUUUUUCAUUGGAUAGAAUUGGUCGUAUAUCCACAUUUAAAUUUUCUCUAUGGCCAUGUGUUAUUGGAUGGAUGUUAAUUGCACUUGCUUUUGAUCCAAAUAUUAUCAUCAUUGGACGAUUAUUGACUGGAUUUUCAAUGUCUGUUGGUACAAAUUCAGCCAAUGUGUAUAUGGCAGAAAUAUCUAGUCCAAAACUUCGAGGUUCCAUGAUGUCAAUAGGUUCUGUGAUGUUAUCUUUUGGAGUAUUAUCAAUGUACUGCACUGGGUUAUAUUUACAUUGGCGGGUUGUUGCAUGGAUAGCAUUUGUUGGAGCAUUUUUACCAAUUCUCAUGACAGCAUUUUGGACACCUGAAAGUCCUGUUUGGUUAAUUCAUAAAGGACAAGAUGUUAAAGCUUUAAAAUCUUUAAAAUAUUUUAAAAACUCUAAACAUAGUGUUGGUGUACAAGAAAGUUUUAAUGAGAUGAAAAAUAUCAAAGAAAAAAAAGAUUUAUUAAUUAAUAAAGAUAUUGAAAAUAGUAAUGUAUUCAGACGAAUUGCCUGGAAUUUAUCUAAGCCAACUGUUUUUAAACCUACACUUUUUAUGAUUGUAUUCUUUGUUUUACAACAAUUUACUGGAAUUUAUACUUUUCAAUUUCAUGCUGUUAAAAUGUUACAAGAAGUUACUCAAGGUAUCGACAUCAAAUAUGCAACUUUACUGUUUGGGUUAUUUCGGUUCUUAUUAAGUUUUGUGGCAACAGGAAUGUUACAUAAUUAUGGUAGACGUCCACUGUGUAUGAUCAGUGGUAUUAUCAUGGGAAUUACCUUAUUUAUUUCUGGAUUAUGUUUUUAUUUGAGAAGUCAAGGUGAUGACAGUAUUAUUAUGACAUGGGUAUCAUUAUUGUGUAUGUUACUAUACAUUUCGGCUGGUUCUGUUGGUAUAAUGCUGAUUCCAUGGAUAUUGCCCAGCGAAAUGUUUCCAACUGAAGUAAAAGGAUUAUUUAUUGGACCAAUAAUGGCUUGGUGUAAUGCAGUCAUGUUUGUGGCUGUACAUUUUUAUGAGGAUCUCAAAGGAAUACUAGGUGGUAUGCUAGGAAUUUUGUGGUUCUAUAGUUUCAUAUCAAUACUUUCAGUGUUUUUUGUAUGGUUGUUUAUUCCUGAAACACAUAAAAAGAAAUUAUCUGAAAUAGAAGAUUAUUUCAAAGACAAUACUUUAUAUUUACUAAGAAAAAAAAAGACUGUAAAAAAUGAACAAUUGUAAUGUAUUGAUAUAUAUUUUUAUUUAAAAUAAAUGUUGUUUAUUGUAA